CGGGAGAAUUAGUUAGGAAAACUCAGGGGAUUCUUCCAUCAGUUGAGAAGUUUGCAGGAGACUCUCUGUACAGGAUCAUACACUUAAUACAUUUAGACAUUUUAUUUCAUUAAUUCAAAGAAAAAGGCAAUUCAAUUUAGAUUCUUUGUUGUUGUUAAAAGAUUCCACAUUUGCAAUUUACCUGCGCGCGCUCCGCGGCACCGGGGACGCAGUUGACUUGGAGAGAGAGAGUUAUACAGAGAGGAUAGAAUCUCUCCAAUAUUUCAUUAUUACUGAUUACAGGCAAAGCAUAACUUUUAAAGUUGCAUCAUGCCAAUUUUCAUUUCAUUGUGUUUGUACCUUUGGCUGGGGUUGUUACCUGGCCGGACAAGUACAGCCGUGAAUGAAGACAUUGAAGUAUUGGUGAUGUUGCCCAAAAAUAACUCGUAUAUGUUCUCAAUAGCAAGAGUGGCACCCGUCAUCGAGUAUGCAAAGCAGGGGUUGAAAAUCGGCGGCGGUCUGUAUUCGGGACUUAAUUUCAAAGUGCGUUAUGAGGAUUCCGACUGUGGCAAUGAUGCACUCUUCUCCCUGGUGGACCGUUCCUGCGAGAAGAAACCGGACUUGGUGCUCGGUCCGGUGUGUGAAUACGCCGCGGCGCCGGUUGUAAGGAUGGCAUCUCACUGGAACAUCCCGGUAAUAUCGACAGGUGCUCUGGCCAGCGGUUUUAGAGACAAAGAGAAAGAAUACUCUCACCUGACCCGAAUCUCCCCGUCUUACCUAAAAAUGGCAGAGACUUUCUUGGCGAUGUUCCGUCAUUUCAACUGGAAAGACGCGUUGCUGAUCUUCGAUGACGAUAAGAAGGAGAGGAAUUGCUACUUCACUAUGGAAGGGGUGCACCUCAAACUCAUGGAGGAAUAUCAGACUGUCACCUAUGCCAUCAACUCUAAAGAUGAGCGCCUGAACACAGACGAAAUCAUCAAAUAUAUCUACGAGAGUGAAGUUGUUAUCAUGUGUGCGGGAGCUGACAUCGUCCGAGACAUCAUGCUAGCUGCUCAUCGACGGAGGCUCACUAAUGGCAGCUACAUCUUCUUCAACAUCGAACUCUUCAACUCCACAUCUUAUGGCAACGGCUCGUGGAAGCGAGGGGAUAAGCACGACAGUGAGGCGCGACAAGCGUACUCUGCCCUCAACACAGUCACGCUGCUCCGGACGGUCAAACCAGAGUUUGAGAACUUCUCUCUGGAGGUCAAGAGGUCCAUUCAGAAAGCUGGCCUACCGGACUGUGACGACUGUGACAACAUCAACAUGUUUAUGGAAGGGUUCCAUGAUGCAUUGCUGCUGUACGCCCUGGCGCUGCACGAAGCCAUCAGGAACGGCCUCACCAAGAAGGACGGAGCAGAGAUCACCUAUCGCAUGUGGAACAGAACAUUUGAAGGCAUCGCAGGUCAGGUGUCUAUGGACUUCAACGGGGACAGAUACGGAGACUUCUCUGUGAUGAGCAUGACCAACACCGAGGCAGGCACCUAUGAGACGGUGUGUAACUACUAUGGUGUGAAGGAGAGUUUCCAGAUGCUUCCGGGGUUCAAUCCUGACCACUUCACCCUGAGAGGACUACACAGAGUCUCCCACGCAGACCUGCCAGACAAAUCAUCAGGUGGACUAGGAGUAUCUGCUGUUACUGGGAUCAUAGUGGGAGCCCUGCUCGGGACAGCCCUGCUAAUGGCCUUCUACUUCAUCAGGAAGAACUACAGGAUAACCAUUGAGAGGCGGACGGCGAGGGAGGAAUGCGACAUUGGGAAGCACCGUCAGUUACGAGAGGAUUCUAUCAGAUCUAACUUCUCGGCAGCGUAGAGCGUCACCGCGGUUACCAUCCGUUGCUCCUGACGUUCCCGUUCCAGGGAAGCAAGAAGCAGCGUGGCGCGGAAGGAAGCACCAUGGGAAAUGUGACCAAAGACUCACGCUUACACGGCUGUCAGAGGAGUCGUGCUAUUUAAAGAAAGACAUACUGUCAUUUAUACGUGUUUUAAAAUUUAUCUUUUAACUUUUUUGACUUUCAUAAACUCAGGAAAGUUCCAAUCACACAACAGCACCACUUUCAUCUCUGUUGAAGUAUAUCUUUAGGUGUGACUUCUCCCCUUAAGAGGGCCAGUACAGACGGCAUUAAUAUUAUAAUAAUAUGUUUUCACCUGUUUUAUAACAAACAGCGCAAGCGGUUUUGACCAUGUAAAAAGCAUUUGCACUCCAUACAGGGUUAAAGUAACUCCAGAGAUAACAGGGAUCAAUAAGCCUGUGAACUUCAUUGGUACAUGUCAGAUCAGAGAUAACAGGGGUUGAUAAACAGGUCAGAUCAGAGAUAACAGGUCGGAUCAGAGAUAACAGGUCGGAUCAGAGAUAACAGGUCGGAUCAGAGAUAACAGGUCAGAUCAGAGAUAACAGGGGUUGAUUAACAGGUCAGAUCAGAGAUAACAGGGGUUGAUAAACAGGUCAGCUCAGAGAUAACAGGGGUUGAUAAACAGGUCAGCUCAGAGAUAACAGGGGUUGAUAAACAGGUCAGCUCAGAGAUAACAGGGGUUGAUAAACAGGUCAGCUCAGAGAUAACGGUAUUGUUUAAUAGUCUUACGGCUUGGGGUUAGAACCCGUUCAGGGUCCUGGUGGUUCCAGACUUGCUGUGCCGUAGCAGAGAGAACAGUCUAUGGCAGUGCCCUCCAACCCUCUUCCUGGAGAGAUACCGUCUCCAACUGUGGUUGGAGCAAACACCUGGGGGAGGAAAGCCCUGGUCAAUGGAAUGGUCCACACUAAAGGGACGCACCCGAAACUACUACAGGAGAUUUGAGAGAAAGCCCUGGUCAAUGGAAUGGUUCACACUAAAGGGACGCACCCGAAACUACUACAGGAGAUUUGAGAGAAAGCCCUGGUCAAUGGAAUGGUCCACACUAAAGGCACCCACCCGAAACUACUACAGGAGAUUUGAGUCUUUAAACUUCGGAUUACACCAUUUCGGUAUCACUGCAGUGAUUUGAUUCUCAAUCAACCAAUCAAGUAAAUUAUAUACACUUAUUACACUUUGCAAACUAAAAUUCUCUGGUAAAAACCUCUAUUCGACUUUGCUUAUUUUCUAAAGUAAGAAUUUUCUAGAGAUAUUUUUUAUUUUUUAUUAAAUAUGGUAAUUCUGUAAUAUACUCUUCCCACAGUAUAAUAAUAAUGUAUAUUACAGUAUAUGAUGAUUCUGACACAACUAUAACAAAACAGACUGGUUUCUUCUGAGAUGAAUAGUAACAGAUAUUUCUCCUCUGCAUCUCUGAGACCUGUUAUUUCACUAUAUAUAUUAGAUAUAUAUAUAUAUAUAUAUACACAGUUGAAGUCGGAAGUUUACAUACCCCUUAGCCAAAUACGUUUAAACUCAGUUUUUCACAAUUCCUGACAUUUAAUCUUAGUUAA
Oncorhynchus gorbuscha (pink salmon) is the source of this 3417-nucleotide messenger RNA. Its product is annotated as atrial natriuretic peptide receptor 3-like. Gene Ontology annotation, molecular function: peptide hormone binding; natriuretic peptide receptor activity. The record is from RefSeq and is a predicted model, not a curated record. Gene Ontology annotation, cellular component: membrane. Lineage: Eukaryota; Metazoa; Chordata; Actinopteri; Salmoniformes; Salmonidae. Gene Ontology annotation, biological process: regulation of blood pressure; vasodilation. The transcript is spliced from 8 exons. Bases 310 to 1830 code for a protein of 506 amino acids.